Molecule: messenger RNA, 1848 nt
Organism: Botrytis deweyae
Lineage: Eukaryota; Fungi; Ascomycota; Leotiomycetes; Helotiales; Sclerotiniaceae
Exons: 4
Coding region: 1-1848 (615 amino acids)
Biological process (GO): transmembrane transport
Cellular component (GO): membrane
Molecular function (GO): transmembrane transporter activity
Source: RefSeq, a predicted model, not a curated record
AUGACAGACAAUAGAAGCCUUGAGAAGGAUGAUCUCCAUGAUUUCAAAUCCUCAAAUACAGCUUCUGUAACUCUCGCAUCUUCACUAUCAGAUCAUGAAAACCACUACCCUCCGCUCUCGCAUGCUCCUUCUAUCACAUCUCUAUCAUCCGAUUCGAUCAACAGUGAUCCUCUUGCUCCUCUCGAACACGCUCUCACACCGAAUCUUGAAACGGUUGCCGAACAGCUUGCACAUGCUCAAUUAAGUUACACGAGGACUGGUACUUCAUACGCGACUAAUGGGUCACGAAACCCAUCAUUCGAAGUUGAUUUCGAAGACAACGAUCCUGACGAUCCAAGGAAUUGGCCUUUGUGGUAUCGAUCUUAUACAACUUUUGCCGUGAGUUUUGCGACAUGGUCGACGGUUUUGUAUAGUUCGUCCUAUACAUCCAGUAUGCCAGGAAUGAUGAAAGAAUUCUCCGUCACAAGUGAACCAUUAGCGACAUUGGGUGUGACGACAUUUUUACUGGGGUUAGCGACUGGUAGUUUGGUUCUUGCACCAUUGAGUGAGAUUUGGGGUAGGCGACCAGUUUAUAUUGGAUCUUUGGCCUUCUUCUCUUUGAUGGUUCUACCCUGUGCUUUAUCAACUUCAUUAGGGGAAGUGUUGGGUGUUAGGUUUGUUGGUGCGCUUGCAGGUGCUGCUAUGAUAUCAAACUCUCCUGGAACAGUUGCAGAUAUCACAACUGACCAAUACCGUGCAUUGGUCUUUAGUAUCUGGAGCAUUGGCCCAAUGAAUGGUCCAGUAACGGGCCCCCUUAUUGGUGGUUUUGCUGCAGAAUACUUAGGGUGGAGAUGGACAAAUUGGAUUGUGAUGAUACUUUCCGGAUGCGCUUGGAUAGCUUGUGGAUUUGUCAAGGAGACUUAUGCACCAGUCAUUUUAAUCAAGAAAGCAGCAAAAAUGCGAAAAGAAACGGGCGAUGAGCGAUAUUGGUGUCGAUACGAUCAAAAGAAGAGCUUCUUUGAGAUCCUAAAGAUUAAUCUUUCUCGACCUUUUGUCCUAAGUUUCACCGAGCCAAUUCUUUGGUUUUGGAAUACGUAUAUUGCUAUCAUCUAUGGUAUCCUUUAUCUUUGUUUUGUCGCAUACCCAAUUAUUUUCACAGACAUGCGUGGAUGGAGUCUUGGACAGACCGGUCUUGCUUUCUUAGGAAUCGGAUUAGGAACUAUGCUCGGAAUCAUUGCUGAACCACUCAUCCGCAAAAUGAUCAACUCACACAAGAAAGAUCCUGAGACCGGAAAAGUCCCACCCGAAGCUUCGGUCAGCAUUAUUUGUAUAGCAGCUGUUUUGUGUCCCAUUGGUCAAAUCUGGUUUUCUUGGACUUGCGUUCCCAUCACCAUUCAUUGGAUAUGGCCUAUUCUCGCCGGAAUUCCUUUUGGGGCAGGAAAUACCCUAGUGUUUAUCUACGGAACAAACUAUCUCGCCGGCUCAUACGGUAUCUAUUCGGCAUCGGCAUUGGCGGGAAAUAGUGUGGUCAGAUCAAUUGUUGGGGGUACAUUACCAUUGGCUGGACCGGCGAUGUAUGGCGCGCUCAACCCGCAAUGGGCCGGAACUCUUCUGGGAUUGGUGCAGGUCAUACUUAUUCCAAUUCCUUUCAUUUUCUAUAAAUGGGGAUCCAAGAUUAGAGCGAAGAGUCCGUUGAUUAAGCAGAUGAGGGAGGAACAGGAGAGAAAUGAUAAGAGAGCUGCUAGGGCGAAGAGAAAGGAGGAAAAGAAAAUGGCGAUGGAUACAGAAAAUGCAGGAGUGAUGAGGGCAAGUGAGAAAGACAUGGAAAAGAGGAAUGAGGUUGUGACUGGGAUGGAAGACAAGGCGUGA